AAUUGUUUUGGAAAACUUUGAAGAGGAUUGGAAUUAACUGUUAUUUAGAUGUUAGGUAGAAUUCACCAAUGGUUCUAUCUGGUCCUAGAAACUAGGAUAGGGAACAUCAGGUUCUGGAGAAAUUGAACCAUUUCUUACUGUUAUUUCUUUACUGUCUUGUGUUUUAAACAUAUUGGAAUUUCAUUAGAUAUUAAGUAAAUUAAUAGGUAGAAAAAAAUAAACAAUAUAAUUUUCUUUAUCUCAAAUAUAUAAUUGUUAUUGUAUUAAUCUUUAAGUCUGAGUAAGGAGAAAAUUGGGAGAAAGGAGUAAUGCUAUUAUUUGCUUGAUCUUCACAUUAUUAGGUAACUUAACAUUAAAAAACAUUUUCUCCAUACUUGAAGUUGAAUAUACACUCUUUGUGGAAGAAUGGAUUUCAUGGCAUUCAAUCAAUUUGUCAUGCUUUUAUGGAAAAAUUUUACCUUAAAGAGAAGGCAAUACAUUAAUUCAUUAUUUGAAGUCCUAACAGCAGCAGUAUUUCCAAUAUUGAUUUUGAUAAGCUGUUCAAUUAGGAAUAUAAACAUUUUUGGACCUCGAUAUUAUAAUCCAAUUCCCGUCAGUGAUCUGCCUUCUUUCCUCAAAAAUCCUCAAGAGUGGGAAUUGAUUUACGUGCCUUCUAAUAUUAAUGCGAUAAAUGAGAUCAUUGAGAACACGAAGAGGAAUUUAAACAUCAGUAUAAGAGUUCAUGGCUUUCAUGCAGAAAGUGAGUUUGAGACGUACUUGAAGUAUGACUAUAGAUCUCGAAAUGUGCUAGCUGCCAUUGUUUUUGACAAUGACUUCAACAACAUCAAUGACUCUCUGCCACUUCAGGUAAAAUAUCAUCUACGUUUUGUUAGGAAACAAAGGACUUUUCUACCUACACAAGCAGGCUGGAAAACAGAAUUUCUCUUUCCUAAUCUCCCCACUUUUAGACCCAGGAACCCAGAAGACAAUGAUGGAGGGAGUCCUGGGUACAUCAGAGAAGGGUUCCUGGCUGUGCAGCAUGCCUUAGAUAAGGCCAUCAUGCAGUACCAUGGAUACCGUGCUGCCCAGAAGCUGUUUGAUGGCAUUAGUGUUCUUGUACAGAGGUUUCCACAUCCAGCUUAUUCUAGAGACCUGUUAUUGGAAAUCAUUAGUGUUCAAUUCCCUUUGAUGUUCAUAUUCAUGUUCUCUUCAAUUGUACUUUCCAUCAUGCGAAAUCUUGUGUUGGAAAAAGAAAAAAGAUUGAAGGAGUACCAACUCAUAAUUGGAAUUAAAAACUGGAUGAUCUGGACUUCCUAUUUCCUCACAGUCUUCUUGUUUUAUAUAAUUAUUAUCGCUUUGAUAUUUGUGUUAUUAUUUGCCAAGGCAAGUUUCUAA
Molecule: messenger RNA, 1374 nt
Organism: Pipistrellus kuhlii (Kuhl's pipistrelle)
Lineage: Eukaryota; Metazoa; Chordata; Mammalia; Chiroptera; Vespertilionidae
Product: phospholipid-transporting ATPase ABCA3-like
Exons: 6
Coding region: 406-1374 (322 amino acids)
Biological process (GO): transmembrane transport; lipid transport
Cellular component (GO): membrane; intracellular membrane-bounded organelle
Molecular function (GO): lipid carrier activity; ABC-type transporter activity
Source: RefSeq, a predicted model, not a curated record